This is a messenger RNA of Emericellopsis atlantica, 2072 nucleotides long. RefSeq lists its product as uncharacterized. Bases 393 to 1934 code for a protein of 513 amino acids. The record is from RefSeq and is a predicted model, not a curated record. The transcript has 2 exons. NCBI's taxonomy places the organism in Eukaryota, Fungi, Ascomycota, Sordariomycetes, Hypocreales, Bionectriaceae.
CAGCCACUGGUGAGACCACACUGACUUUUGCUAUUCCAGGUUGGCUAUAAGAACCUCUCACCUUCUCGAGCACACUCUGAGAGGUGCGGCAACACAAACACCCUCAUUCUUCCUUAUCAUGAAGGGUAGUUCCCUUGAGGCUAGCCACAACUCUUCACACCCUUCAUGCCUCUGCAUUCUUAUGGUCAGGGUUCGAGUCUAGUCCAAUGACCGGACUCUCCUCCAUCUAUCUAUCUUACCUUCGCUGCCCUCCUUCAUCUCGCGGCAUAAACCCAUCCUUACUGUAGGAACGCUACUAUUACAAUAUCCUCAGGACAUCCAUUGUUAAAUGAGCUGUUUGUUCCGCACUCAUCAUCACCUGACAUUAUAUAACUACUCAGUGGUCCUUCACCAUGUCCUGUGCACGGCCCGAAGAGGCAAGCCUCCCAACCUUUUUAUCCAAAUACCAGAUCAACACAUCGCCUCAUUUUUACUUCCAUCACAUCAUCAACGAGGAAGAGGCGACCCUCACGGUCGAAGUCACUGGCGCCAAUCUGUCACACAUCUUCACGCACUCGCGUGCAAAGCAGUUGAUGAGCGCCUCGGUCAUUAAAUCAUCAUUAGACCGCAAGACCGUGGGGUUUUCAACACUUGCCCAUGGCGCCAACCGUCACAUAAUGGCGUGGGCCGAGUCUGGCCAUGGUUCAGGUUGCAUAGGGGACGUGCUAGACGCAGAUGCGCCCGUGCUACACAACACCCUCUGGACACGGCGAACGAUCCAUAUGGGCACCAUCCUAGGGUUGGCUAUGGCGCGGCCUUUCGACAAAAUGGGCGGGAUCCGAGGUGUGAACCACGACGACCUCAAGGGGGUCUUCCUGGGUGCUCAUGUUGAGGCCAAGCUCGCUGUACACGCAGUAUGCCUCAUGCUGCGCCAUUUCAAGGUCGUAAAAGACCUGAACAAUAUCACAGUGGACGACCUCCAGGCGCUCCAGGAAGUGAAAUUCAAGAACGGAGAGAAGCCAGCAUUCGAGAUCUACUUUUCUCGCAAGAAUUGUGCACCGUGUGGUAAUCUUGUCCUUCGGCUGGUCGAGAUGACUGGCAUCGACAUCAAACUGAAUUGGAGGCAUCGCCUCACCCGGAUGGUGUAUAACCAACCGUCGAGAGCCGUCCAAAAGAAGGCGAGGCGGCACGCGAUCCUCAUAGAGGACGACCAGGCAGUCGAUUUUGAAGAUUUUGUCAUCAUAGAAGACGACGACGUCUCGGACGUCGAGACGGUCGAGGGCUCCUCGCCCGACAAGGCCGUCGAUCUAACGAGAGACGCCACUUCACGUCGAUCUAUAGAUGAGAACGCCUUCUUUGAGGAGAUGCAGUCGUACGUCAUGAAAGUGGACGGCCCAUCAUCAGCUGCAGUUGACGCCCCGCUGCCACGACAGCGAUGGUUGACGCAAGUUCAACGAGAUGCCGAAGCGCGGGACAUUCCUAAGCCCUUUCCCCCUACGCCAGUCAUGAAGCUCCCCGAGGAGCUAGCCACCAAUAUCGCGACACGAUUGAGAAUGAGAUUGGAGCGGCAGAACGCUGAGCGGAAAGAGGCGGCUCGCUUGUCAGGGGUCAGGGAGCGUCCUCCCGCGCCAUACAGCUCGAUGACGGACACGCCUAGUCACCCGUCACUAUCUUUCCACGGCCUUAGAAAGCCGAUCGACGAGGUCACAGAGUGUACACCCAAGCCUACGCGCAGACAACGCCAGGCUCGCUUCGCGGAUAUGUUGCCGAAAAUCGGUGUUUUCGACACACCAGACCAGACGCAUCGCGGCAACAAGUUCAAACACUCUGUGUUUGACGAGGAGAAUAAUGAAGAAGAAGAUUCCGUGGCGGACGACACUCCUACAAGAGGUGUGAGGAAAGCCGUCAUCUUGACAGCUGGUGGUGGUUCGGAAGGCGACAUCCCGCCAUUUUGAUCACGCUGUACGCGAACUCGAGGCUUCGUUCCAACCGAAUUCUUGCUAAUUAACGUGCGCAAUACGAUUCAUGAGAAGUAACACGACGGAAGGAUAUGAUUUACGAAGACGAAGACACAUUGGUAUGAGGGACAUUAC